Auanema sp. JU1783 is the source of this 3210-nucleotide messenger RNA. Lineage: Eukaryota; Metazoa; Nematoda; Chromadorea; Rhabditida; Rhabditidae. The record is from the annotation of a GenBank genome assembly.
AUGGAGUGGGCAAAUAAUGGUGGAGAGCCAUAUGAUCCCCGCGCUUCUGCGAACAGUACUUCAAUGGGACAUCAAGCAAAUCGCCCAGGUCCUUCUUCAGAAGACAUUCAGAUCGGACCUACAGUAGAAUGUAAUGCUGAUGUUCGAGUUUUGGCUCAAAGCGUGGACAUCUCGCAUAUCAGUUUUGUAGAAGAAUCUUUCCGCGUUCAUACGGAAAUCACUAUCAUUCCUCUAUUACCUGAUAUCACUGUUAUUCCAUUACAUAUCGGACAAUAUGCGCUGCUUCCGAGUGAAGUACCACAUGAUAAGAUUGGCAAAGUUACUGUAAAUGGUUAUGAAGCGACUUAUGACAGGAGGUUUCCGUUCUACAAUAGUUUUAGAGGAUCCAACAAUGGAAACAUGCAAGACCUUUUCAGAUGCUUCGGAAGCAACAUGCGUAAUGAUGAUUCCCAAUUACAUAUAAUAAUCCCCUCAGAAGUCUGCACUAAAUCUAAACUAAUGUCGUCUUUAGUAGUCUGUGUUGAUGUGCUAGUUAAAAGACCCAAAACUGGUGUUCAAUUUGCUUAUUCUCAUGGAAGAGAUGGAGCAAUGGAGAAGGGAGCUCAUGUUUUCACUUACAGAAGUGCUUUGUUAUCUGCUACACAUGAAUGGCUUCCUUGCCUUGACGCUCCUGAUCAAUUAGCUCUGUGGAGACUGAGUAUUACUUGUGACGCCAAUUGCACUGCAGUUACGAGCGCUGAGUUACUUGAUGUUGUUUUCACUGCAGACAUGAAGAAAAAGGUGUAUCAAUAUCAACAAGCUGUUCCGACAUCCGCGUGCAACAUGGGAUGGGCAGUAGGAAACUUUGUUACGUUCGGUCAUCCCGAUAUAACUGAGGUUACUAGUUUCUGCUUACCGGGUCUAACAUCUCUCAUGAAACAUACCGUCUCUCCGUUGGAUAAAAUCUUAGAAUACUUUGAAGAACUUUUAUCGUGCAGAUAUCCAUUCCCGUCCUAUAAGCAAGUUUUCGUAGACAAGGCUCCUGAUCAGGUUACAUCUUAUAGCAGUCUCACAAUCUUCUCUGUGAAUGUUUUGUUCCAUAAAAAAGUUAUCGACGUUGUACAGGAAACAAGAGCUCAUAUAGCUGUUGGUGUUGCUCAACAGUUUUUCAGUUGUUUUAUCGGACCAACGCAUUGGUUGGAGUGGUGGGUACCGAAAUCCUUAGCCAGACUGAUCUCAUCUUUGUAUAUAGAAAAAGUAUUCGGAAACAGUGAAUUUAUGUAUCAAAUUAAAAAAUAUAUGUCGGAAGUAAUUGAUUAUGAAUCUCAAUGGGGGAAGAUAUAUCUUCGGUCUCAAAAUAAUAAUGUUCAACGUACUAACCUCCAUUGUGAUCCACGAUUCGAACAAACUUGCUCACCUCUCUAUGCUGAAGCUUCUUGGAAGAAAGGAUUACUCACACUAAGAAUGUUAUUGAAAAGGAUUGGACAAGAACCAUUUUUCCAAGUACUGCACAAGAUUCUCACAGUUGGUCAUCAAUGUAGCGAAAGAAGGGAUAAACCAGCAUCCUGGUCUCAUUUGGUUUUAUCUACAGACUCUUUUUUCCGUACAGUUACUAGUGUGACGGGUAAUGAAAUACCCACCUUUGUGGAGCAAUGGAUAUGCGCUGGAGGUCAUGCCUCGUUUCAGUUGCAAUACACUUUCAAUCGCAAAAGGAAUAUGAUUGAACUAGAAGUGAAGCAGGAUGUUAAUGAGGGAAACGGAAGGUUGAGGUAUUUAGGACCUCUUAUUGUUGUUGUGCAAGAGCUCGAUGGUUCAUUCCAACAUACUGUACAGAUUGAUGGAGAUGUCUCUAGGUCUGAUUUGCAAUGUCAUUCUAAAGGAAGACGUCAGAAGCGAAAAAAAGUUCCUCUCUAUACUGGUGAAGAGGUUGAAGUUGAUUUGUCUAAUAUGGAUCCGGAUUCGCCCGUGUUAUGGAUAAGAGCUGAUCCAGAGCAUUUGCUUCUACGUCAACUUCUUAUUCGACAACCUAUAUACCAAUGGGAAUACAUGCUAAAGUAUGAGAGAGACGUUAUUGCUCAGUUAACGGCUCUCGAUCAUGUUCAACAAUUUCCAAGUGCUCAGAGCAGAGCUGUGCUUCUCGAAAUCAUAGCAGGAGAUCACUUUUUCUAUCGAGUUCGCUGCAAAGCUGCUUAUUCCUUAUCCGCGGUUCUCAAUAGGAUGACAGAGGCUUGGUCUGGACAACCAGAUUUGAUAGAUAUGUUCAAGAAACAGUACGGGUCAAAGUCUUGUUCUCAGAUUCCUCGACCGAACAAUUUUGUAGCAACUUCUCAGAAUCUCCAGCAUUAUUUCUUAAUGCAGGCUCUACCUCAAGCUGCGGCUAAUAUGCGGAAUCAGGCAGGAUCAUGCUUAAGCGAAGUUAAAGAUUUUAUCAUUGACCUGAUUAAGUUUAAUGAUAAUUCCACGAACAGAUAUUCCGAUGAUCACUAUAGAGCAGCUCUACUCAAAGCUCUUUCUAAUACUAUUGUUCCUUCCCCAAAUCUCUCAUCAACCUUAUCGCCAGGAGAGCUAUCGGCAGAUACAGUUAAAGCUCUACAGGAGUUGACAUUGGCUCUCAAUAUGGACACAUUAAAACCUAGCUAUGGAAAAAUCGUUGGAAUAACAGCUCUGAAUGGAAUAUAUGCGUUGCAAAGGAAUAAUUACAUUCCACACGAUUCGAAAAUCUUUUGGAUGUUCGCAGCGCCGAAAAUUUGCGUCCAGAUGCGAAUAGCAGCUCUCACGAUAAUUGUGGAUAGAAUUGCUAAUGUGAAGGAGAAGUCCGUACAUGACGAUUUAGAGAAGAUACUAUCAAUGGCUGAGAGAGAUCACGAUCCUGCUGUUAGGAUUUUCAUCCCAUAUCAACUCACUCAAGUUCCUCCUUUCCGUACUAGCAAUAACUCGGAUUAUACAACAGCAAACCCUUGUAAUACAGUCCAAGUUGCUGAUCUAAUAUUCCGAUUAAUUCAUAAGUCUGAGGAUAUACGCGCAAAGAUGCUUUUCGCUGAUCUCUACUUCUCUUUGUAUGGUUUAGCUGUUCCUCCAGUCAAAGGCGGACCUGCAGUUGCUCCUGGUCAUCACAGGUUAUACACGGGUAGUAGCGCCGUGAGCGGUUUCCUUUCGAGCACUUUGGAUGAUGACCGACCAGAUUCUCCCCUAAGAAAUCAGGACUCCCUUAUGGAAGACAUGCUGCAGUAG